AUGGAACUUGACAGUGGGGAAUUUACCCUUUCAGAGGGAUCCCAAGAAGCUGGAAUAGAUUUCUCCUCUGGAAAAGGUGCUAAGAGCGGUGGUGGAAGAAUCCCUUUGCUGAAGCAUAUAGCAAAAAAACGGACUUCAAAUACAACAAAUUUUGCAAAGUGGGAAACAUCUAAAAGUGGCUCAUUAUUAAAAAUGUACAAUUCAGUUGCUAAAAUUUAA
Messenger RNA from Echinococcus granulosus, 219 nucleotides. RefSeq lists its product as hypothetical. The record is from RefSeq and is a predicted model, not a curated record. Bases 1 to 219 code for a protein of 72 amino acids. Lineage: Eukaryota; Metazoa; Platyhelminthes; Cestoda; Cyclophyllidea; Taeniidae. The transcript is spliced from 3 exons.